Drosophila biarmipes is the source of this 849-nucleotide messenger RNA. Its product is annotated as LON peptidase N-terminal domain and RING finger protein 2. The coding region runs from base 88 to 660 and encodes 190 amino acids. Gene Ontology annotation, molecular function: ubiquitin protein ligase activity; ubiquitin-like protein conjugating enzyme binding. NCBI's taxonomy places the organism in Eukaryota, Metazoa, Arthropoda, Insecta, Diptera, Drosophilidae. The record is from RefSeq and is a predicted model, not a curated record. Gene Ontology annotation, cellular component: endoplasmic reticulum. The transcript has a single exon. Gene Ontology annotation, biological process: ubiquitin-dependent protein catabolic process.
GGAAAUAGUGAGUUCUAGUUGUAGGCCAUAAGUAAAUCCUACUUUCGUUCUGACACUUGGACUGUAAAGACGUGACAUAGGCGAAUCAUGGCUCAAGUUGAUCCUGAGGCAGACAAAGCGAACCAAAGGGACAGCAGCGCAGACAGUGACGAUGGUGAGAAGUCGGAGAGGGAUCAGCACAACUAUUUCACUUGUCUGGUGUGCAUGCGCACGGCCCACAUUCCCCGGGUGAGCUUCUGUGGCCACCACUUCUGCGCCAAGUGCAUCCGCAACUGGAUGAAGACCCAAGGUGCCCGGGCCAAGUGUCCCUAUUGCCAGUCUCGGAUCGGAGAGAACACGCUCAUCACCGUGCGUCACACAAAGACAUUGGAACGCUCGCUUUCAUGUCGCACCAUCGAGCAGCAUCGCCGCCGGAUGCUUAUGAGCAGCGAUUACGUCCGGGAGUUGGCCAUUCUGCCCGAGGCCAGCAUGUUUAUGCGCGGCUACAUCGAAUAUCCGCCGGAGGCGAUGCCAAGGAUCAGGGCCUUGCCGCCCCAGAUGCUUCGCCAGCUGUCCAGUCAGCCCGUUCGACGCAAAUUCUUGGACCCCUUGAUUUUCCAGCGCGGCAUGACCUUUGUCAUCACUCUGUUCCUAUUCGCCAUGUACCUAAAUGGCCUUUAGAAGGCCGCCGAGCCUUACGCGUUUUCCAAAUUCCAAACCCAAUGAAGCGCAUUUCGUAUUUUUUUAUUCUGUUAUAUGUUUUUUAAAGCCGCCCGCUCGACAUUAGUGGUUAAUCAGUUCCACUUCGACUGUUAAAAAUUAUACGAAAUAUAAGGCAUAUAUUAUAUACAAAUAUGAGAUUGGCAAAUA